Tribolium madens (black flour beetle) is the source of this 574-nucleotide messenger RNA. RefSeq lists its product as uncharacterized. Lineage: Eukaryota; Metazoa; Arthropoda; Insecta; Coleoptera; Tenebrionidae. The record is from RefSeq and is a predicted model, not a curated record. Bases 129 to 464 code for a protein of 111 amino acids. The transcript is spliced from 3 exons.
UAGUCAUCCCACAACAUACUGAAUUAUACAAGAAAUCGGACAGAAUACAGUUAGACGACAAUGUCUUCUGCAUUUGGAAUGCUUCUCAAGCAGUUUCGUUCCAUCAUCUCGACGUAAAGUGCAAGAAAAUGAAGUUCUUCGUGCCUCUACUACUACUCGCCUUAUGCGUCACCUAUGUCCACUCAACCAUUUACACGAACAAUGACGUUGAUGGUCCUGUGAGUUUAGGACAACCUUAUCCCGUCAGCUUCCGAAGACGGUGUCCCCUUUGCGAUUCCUCGGUUUACAGCUACUGUAGCGACAAACUUUUCCACGAUUCUUGCUGUUGCCAUAAUCCCAAUAACCCUUACGAUCGCCUUCCAUACCAAUGCCAAUUUGCGGAUUGCAGUUUCCUUCACGCCAAUACUUGUCAAGAACACAAACUGAUCACCGCUUGUUGCUGUACCAGCGUCUAUUUCAAAUAAUAAGAAACUCAACAUAAUAAAUAUAAUUUAUUCAUGUAACGUCACUUACACAAUUUAUUGUAAUUAUGAUUAGAGGAUAGUUUUUUGUAAAUAAUGAAGCUUGAACAGUG